Messenger RNA from Mesoplodon densirostris (Blainville's beaked whale), 1323 nucleotides. It is a transcript of the gene GABRP, whose product is annotated as gamma-aminobutyric acid type A receptor subunit pi. Lineage: Eukaryota; Metazoa; Chordata; Mammalia; Artiodactyla; Ziphiidae. Gene Ontology annotation, molecular function: neurotransmitter receptor activity; GABA-A receptor activity; extracellular ligand-gated monoatomic ion channel activity. The record is from RefSeq and is a predicted model, not a curated record. The coding region runs from base 1 to 1323 and encodes 440 amino acids. Gene Ontology annotation, cellular component: membrane; GABA-A receptor complex; synapse. Gene Ontology annotation, biological process: chemical synaptic transmission; signal transduction; monoatomic ion transmembrane transport. The transcript has 9 exons.
AUGAGGCACAGUCUCCACUUGACCUUCAUGUGUCUGAGUCUCCUCACUGGAAGGAUGUGCAUCCAGGGGAAUCAGUUUAACAUCAAGGCCAGCAGAAGUGACAAGCUGUCCCUGCCUGGCUUUGAGAAUCUCACAGCAGGAUAUAACAAGUUUCUCAGGCCCAAUUUUGGUGGAGAACCUGUUCAGAUAGCACUGACUCUGGACAUUGCAAGUAUUUCCAGUAUUUCAGAGAGUAACAUGGACUACACAGCCACCAUAUACCUCAGACAGCGCUGGACGGACCAGCGGCUGGUGUUCGAAGGCAACAAGAGCUUCACUCUGGAUGCACGCCUAGUGGAGUUCCUCUGGGUGCCAGACACUUACAUCGUGGGGUCCAAAAAGUCCUUCCUCCAUGAAGUCACUGUGGGAAACAGGCUCAUCCGCCUCUUCUCCAAUGGCACAGUCCUGUAUGCUCUCAGAAUCACAACAACCGUUGCAUGUAACAUGGACCUGUCUAAAUACCCCAUGGACACACAGACAUGCAAGUUGCAACUAGAAAGCUGGGGCUAUGAUGGGAAUGACGUGGAGUUCAGCUGGCUGAGAGGGAAUGACUCUGUGCGCGGGCUGGAGAACCUGCGGCUUGCUCAGUACACCAUACAACAGUAUUUCACGUUAGCUACCAGAUCGCAGCAGGAAACAGGAAAUUAUACAAGAUUGGUCUUGCAAUUUGAGCUUCAGAGGAAUGUCUUGUAUUUCAUUUUGGAAACCUAUGUUCCUUCCACUUUCCUGGUGGUGUUAUCCUGGGUUUCAUUUUGGAUCUCCCUUGAUUCAGUUCCUGCAAGAACCUGCAUUGGAGUGACCACUGUAUUGUCAAUGACCACACUGAUGAUUGGGUCCCGCACUUCUCUUCCAAACACCAACUGCUUCAUAAAGGCCAUUGACGUGUACCUGGGGAUCUGCUUUAGCUUCGUGUUUGGGGCCCUCCUGGAAUAUGCAGUUGCCCACUACAGCUCCCUACAGCAGAUGGCAGCCAAAGAUAGGGGGAAGACAAAGGAUGUGGAAGAAGUCAACAUCACUAACAUCAUCAACAGCUCCAUCUCCAGCUUUAAACGGAAGAUCAGCUUUGCCAGCAUUGAAAUUUCCAGCGAUAACGUUGACUACAGUGACCUGACAAUGAAAACUAGUGACAAGUUCAAGUUUAUCUUCCGAGAUAAGAUGGGCAGGAUUGUUGAUUAUUUCACAAUUCAAAAUCCCAGUAAUGUUGAUCGAUAUUCCAAACUACUAUUUCCUUUGAUUUUUAUGCUAGCCAAUGUAUUUUACUGGGCAUACUACAUGUAUUUUUGA